CCGUACGUACGUCAGCCCGUCCGCAGGGACAAGAGGCGUCCGAAGAGAGUUUCGCCUGGUUGUCAUUCCCAGAGGAAGCGGAGGGUGUGAUCACAAUUUACCUGUCCGCUGUUACCUGGUGCUUUUACAUGUCGGUCGUCGAAUUUCACUUGUUGUAGGACGUUAAACACUGGCUUUACUCAGGAGUAAGACGGAGAAAGCGAUAAAGGAUGUUAAGAAGACCCUGACUCGCAGCUCCAACAUGAGUGUGACAUCAUGGUUCCUGGUCAGCAGCUCUGGCACACGCCACCGGUUGCCACGGGAGAUGAUCUUUGUUGGCCGGGAUGAUUGCGAGCUAAUGCUACAGUCACGCAGUGUGGACAAACAACACGCCGUGAUCAACUAUGACCCAAACACAGAUGAACACAUGGUAAAGGAUCUGGGAAGCCUGAAUGGGACAUUUGUGAAUGACCUCAGAAUCCCAGACCAGACGUACAUCACCCUCAAGCUUUCAGAUGUUAUUCGCUUCGGUUAUGAUGCUCAUGUUUAUAUCUUGGAGAAGAAUCAACACAAGGUCCCAGAGGAAGCUCUUAAACAUGAAAAGUACACCAGCCAGUUACAGCUUAGUAUAAAAGCCCUGGAGGCCAAGGCGAAGGAAAAACAGCUACUCCAGAGCCCAGAGAAGAGCAAAGACUUUGUCUCAAAAGUUAAACUGCAAGACAAGGCCGAGAGAAGAGCCCACUCACUCACAGCGCCUACAGAUUCGCCGAUAUCCAAGCCUACUCCACUGUACGGCCAGCCAUCGUGGUGGGGGGACGAUGAAGACCCAGCAAACAAAAAACAGAGCAGAGGAGGAAAGCAGCCAGGACAGGAGUCAUCAGAGUCUGCCAAAGAGUCCUCCAGAUAUGAGGUCAACGGUUCUCUGUCUGACAGCCAGGCCAAGUCCAUUUUCUCCUACCGCCGAGAGCCCAGCUACUUUGAGAUCCCAACAAAGGAGUUCCAGCAACGACCUGCCAAGAAACCCGAGCCACAAGUUUACGAAGUUCCAACAAAGGACACCCCAAAUUCUUCAGAGUCUGUCCCCUCCACCCCCACACCUCCUGUGGUCCAAAGCCAUGCAUCCUUCACUAUUGAAUUUGAUGAGUGCACACCAGGCAAAAUGAAGAUCAAGGACCACAUUACAAAGUUUUCAUUCCGCCAGCAGAGAAGGCUGUCAUCCUCAGAUAUUGCUACCACACCAACUGAGGUGAUGUCAGCAGAAAGUAAAGUUGCUGAUUGGCUGGUCCACAGCAAUGCUAGCAUGAUGCGGAGGAGGUCUCGGACUGAAGACAUGUACAGCACAAACAGUGAUCCAUCAAUGCUCAAAAGCACAAAGACAAACCACUGGGAAGAUGGCACUCGCAGUGAUUCAGGAAGGAUCAAUGGAAAUGAAUUUCUCAACUCAGAACCUCAGCCUAUGCCCCAAGAUUCUCCACAACCACUGAGAAACUCCCCUCCUCAACGUUUUGCAUCUCCCACCUCAGAGGAGCCCUUGCCAAACUCUCCACCAGAGUCUCAGUCACUUUCUGGGCUUGGCAAGGCUGAGCCUCACCAAGCUUUUGUUAUUGAAUUUUUUGAUGAAAACUCAAGAAAGAAGCGUUCUCAAUCCUUCACUACCAACAGUACGCAGGCUGAGCUCCCAGGGCAAAGGCCACAAGUGGACAAGUCAAGGAAGAGUACAAGCCCAACUGAGGAGAGACAUUCUCCAUCUCCCGCCUCCACUACUCCCCCAACCCAGCGAUACACUGUCCCCUUGAAAGGUCCUGCUUCCACAGGUCACCAGAGAGCUGGCUCUCUGAGAAGGGAGAAGGCAGAGGACCGAAUCAGCAACAGCUUCUCCUCUCGUUCUACAUCCUCUGUUUCUAUAAGGCCGUUUAGCAGCGUUGGACGGAAAUCCAAACUUGCCCAGGAAUUUACAGCUGAACUGCUCAAACAAGCAAAGCAGGGGUCUUCUUCUAAGGAGAAAAAUGCAUCCAGUUCUACUGGCGCUGAAACAGCAGCAGUGUCUUUGUCAAAUACUCCCUACAAGCCACAGACCUCCUCUCCUAUCUACAAACCUGUUCCCCUCAAGGCUCCAGUCAUGCCACUAGCAGCUGAGAAAGUGGAAAUCAAGGGCCCCCAGGGUGGCCCCAGAAAUGAAGAGGAAGACAGUUUGAGUGAUGCAGGAACCUACACUAUUGAAGCAGAUGUCCAAGAUAAAGAGCUGGAGGAGGCUCGGAGCAAGAUAGACCAGGUGUUUGGUGUGGUUGACAGUCCAGAGAGAACCAACCAGAGUGAAGCAGAAACAUCAGCCACAUUUAGGCCUGUUAUUGUUGAGGACAGGGAGCAGCAUAGACAGAGUAGCUGUGGGGAGGUUCAGUCGGCAGGUUCAGUCUUACCAGGGGCUCCUAAGUGGAUGUCCUGCUGGGCCAGCUUGGCAGACAGCUACACAGAAUCUGGCCCUUCGUCUAGCCACUUUGACACCUCUACCCAGAUGGAGCUGUCAGGAGGGGCACAAGGACCAGUCAGGCACAAGGCCACGCUCAGCCAGGGCUGUGACGGCGCAGACACCAACAGUUCAGGGGCCCAAACCAUCCUGUCUAAGGUACCACCAGGACAGAAGAGUGACAUUCCAACUCCCAGUAUUCAUGUUCAUUAUGACCUGCAUUCAACAUUUGAUGUCGACGAGAGCAGCUCGGUGACCCCCAGAUCUCAGUCCAGCCUUCACAGGUUGUCAGUACAGGACGAUGUGGAGCCUGACAGCCUGAGUGACGCCAGUAAGUCAGAUGAUGGCUCGAUCAUAGAACGGAGAAGGAGACCUCUGCCUGACACAGAAGAGAGGAAAAAAGAGGAUAAUCCCACAAUGUCUGUCAAGUCCACAUCAUUUUACAUUGGGUCAGAUGACACUGUGUCUAAAUCAGAAGAUAGGGGCUCAAAACCAAGCACUCCAAAGAUGGAGAGAAAACAAGUAGCCAAAACUUUCUCAACAGCCACUCUGACCAAACGUAGAAGUAGCCAAGACUCUGGAAAGGUUAAGCCCAGUGGGUCAGCGCCUGUCCUGAGAGCUCAGAGUCCUGAGACCAGGGAGGGUGGAGUAACGUCUCUGGUCAGACAGGAGAGCUUCACCAAGGACCGGCCCAGCAAUGCCAGGUUACCCAACAUCUCCAGCCAGCCCAUACAGAGGAGCCCAGAACCAGAAUCAUUCCCGGGGUCCUGCAAUCAGGACACUCGCUCUUAUCUCAGAGAAACUGAAGAUGUUCUAGUUGCUCUGGAGGCCAAGCUCCAAGCAGCACAAAGUGUACCCACGCCAUCUCCGGUAAUGGACUCUCUUUCUGGGGAAUCUGAUGUGGACACCUCUAGCACAGUCAGCCAACACAGCAACAGGACCAAGCAAAACACAGUAACUGCAAAACCCUCUAAUAGUGGCUUUCACAGGGAGAAGUCUUCAAUGAGUACAGCUAGUCAGGACUCUAAUAACCAAUCCUCUGCAUCUGAGCGUGUGACAGAAAAGCGAUUCUCUCAGGGAGUAGACAGAAACCAUAAGACUGAGACUUUCAGAAGACCAGUUGGACUUCGACGUAGUUCAGGGAAAUGUGGCUCCACUGAUCUAAGUGACGACCCUCAGGGCUCCAAUGUUCCGUUUUCUGAUCAAGAAUCAAACGCAAAACACACAAGCAAGAAAUACACAGUGCCGCUUCAGAGGGAGGAUGCCAAAAACUCCAAAGUGGCCUUAGGUCGCACUAACAGUUUAUCAGCUCCAAGAGCCACUAGGGCAUCGAUGCUCCGAAGAGCUCGCCUUGGAGAGUCUGAUAACGAGGGCACAGAGACAGACAGGCUGUCGCAGGAGGCAGGCAAUGCCCCGGUAAAGCAACCCCAGGAAACCAAGAAACUCUCCAGACUGGAUAUGCUGGCAAUGCCACGUAAGCGGACCAGUUCUUUCAACACACCAAGUGACACUGAAGCCUCUUCCACCCCACAGUGGACAGGCAGGACCACAGGAUUCUCCAACCGCAGCACAGACGGCAGCGGCACCUCUGUUCGCAGGGCCUCUGGACCGGGGCCGAAGCCGGCUGAAAGACCACAGAAAGCAGCACUUACUAAGGCCCCUGUCAGUCGAGGACGCUCCGGUAGUGCCAAAUACGCCAGUAGCACAGCAAGCUCCAGGAGGCGACAGAAAGGCUCUGACUAUACUUCUACCUCAGAUGAGGAGUAUGACACCAACCAGAGCACUCCUAAACACAAACGCUCCCAACCUUCCUCAGCUUCCCACGGCCCUCGCAAUCAGCCUCGACCCCAACCGGUGGUCGCACUGCGUUCGAAACCUCGGUCUAGAGAUUCAGAGGACGAGAACCAUGAAGGAGAUGCCUUCCACAACUGGUCUAAUCACAGUGCUGAGAUUGCACGGUUGAGUCAAGACCUGGCUAAAGACCUAGCCAUCCUGGCAAGAGAGAUCCAUGAUGUGGCAGGUGAUGGUGAUCAACAGAACUGUGGAGCAGAGAGCGGUGCACCCACAUCCACAGUGACUGAUCAUGAACAGAACAUUCCAGAGGCCGGAUCAAACUACCAGAGAGCACCACCAGGUUCUGCUGCUGCAAAAGACCCUGAGCAGAAUUCAAGUGACGGUGAACAGAAACUUAGGCAGCGGGCUCAGAGCAGAGACGAGGUCAUUGUAGACAAUGUGAUGCUGAAUCCAGUGUCUCAGAUCAUCGUGGCCAUUAGAGAAAACACAGAGGAGCUCACUGAGAAAAUAAAGGUACUGUUUCAGGACAAGAUGGACAUGUGGGAGGAAAUUGAAGCAAAACUUGAUUCUGAAAAUGACCUUCCUGUUGUCAAAACUUCAAACAAGGAAAUGACAUCGAUCUUGAAAGAGCUCAGAAGAGUUCAGUGGCAGCUCGAGGUCCUCAAUACAGUUAUAGAGCCCAGUGGCCAGUCUGAAGCGACCCGGACCUCAGCGCCUCCUGUCUCUUCAUCUGGAGUUCGGUCCUCCAAACCCACAUCCUCACGUGACUGGAGGACGGUCCACUCUGUGUCCAAACGAGGCGGCGGUCCAAGGCCUGGAGAGAGCAUCAGGAGAGCAGCGGUGACACCCAAUGAUGUCAGGGAGGGAUAUCUGGUCUGAGAUACAGUACAAAUGCUGAAUGUCUGCUGUAACCUCACACAUACAUGUACACGUACAGGUGCUAGAUGACAGCUCACAAAAUAGAACCAACAGGAGGAAGUGAGACUUGAUACCUAGAAUAUUUUUAACAGAAGUGUGGCCUCCUGUUAAAAAACAUACACACGACUGCACUAUUAGCACUACACACACACACUGACUGCACUCAGUGGUGUAAUACACAGUCUGGCCUGCACUGAACACCCUUAGAAUACACUCAAGAAGUGGUGAAAGGAAGAAGACGGUACUACAUCAGUCGAUCUUCACUCACCUCUGAAAGGCCUUCAAUGCUCUACUUGAUUAUCUGUGUGUUUGCCAAUGAUGGGAUCCUUAUUGCUGAUUUUGAAGCACUCACUGUAAUUGCAGUUCAAAGAAAAGCAGCCUGAGCAUAGCCAACUCAGGGAAAUAGAGUAGUAAAUAAAACUUCUGUAUUGAGUGACAAAUCACUUUUUCUGUGGAAAUGCUAGUGCUGUUUGUUGGAGCAGAGAGAUCUGUGGUUACACCUAUCACAGUGUCAACCCAGUGCAUUUCCAUAUAGAUAUAUUUUCAUUGUGUAUAUGUUUAUUUGGACCAGAUUUAUCAAAGAAUGUAUAAAGUAUUUUUAGUGGUAUUUAAGAGGUCGCUCUAGGGCUGAGUCUUUGUUCUCUUCUAAGACACUGUGGUGAGAUGAUUGACUUUGGGGAAAAAAGUGGGACACUGUAGUGCCAGACAAAGGAAUUUUAUAUUAGUUUUUUCUACAAGCAACAUUCUUCUCAUCUCCAGUGUUGUGCCUCUGUGCAGGCCCAUCCCAGUAGGUGGACACUAUCUAUUUUGUGAAACUGGGGGUGAAAGUCGCUCAGGAAUGUGUGAUCCGAAUAGAAGGAGGGGCUUAGUCCGGCUCAGUCACUUGGCAACAACAAACCCAAGUGGCAGUGAAACAAAAGUAGCGCGGUCUUCGGCAUUCCUGGCCUCUCUGACUUUGUGGAAAGUGUUUUUUUUUUUUUUUUUUUGGUAAACUUGUCAGAGUUUAUAAAUCAAAGGGCUUAAUUUUUCUUGUUCUGGUGUUUCCCAAGCCUGCAGAGCUGAAGGGCUUGAGGUUUGGCCAAAGACAAUGACUGACAGAAAUAAUGUGAUUCCCAGUGAUACAGCAUCAUUCCUAUAAAGCACAUCCCCUGUGAUACACUACAGACAUAAACGGUCUAGGUGAUAACACUAAAGUACUUGUGACUUUAUUUCCUCUGGAGUCACAAGGUCACUUCUGGUCAGUCCUCACAUGACAGGAGAAGUAAUGUAAUUUUAACACUUAAGUUGAACAUAUGAAACUGUUUUAUUAAUUAUUAGUAUAUAAAUAUCUAAAGGUUUUCUAUGUGUCCUACAAAUUACCUCUUGAUCUUGUCUUUUGCACUAAUGUAGUACAACAUUACCCCCUCGACUUCGUAUGCUGCAGAUGAGAGCAUUUACUCUCUAGGGAGAUACCGUCAGCAUUUGAUGCUGUUGAGGUUGAAGCAGAAAAUAAAAAGAGACACACCAGCAAUUUUUUGUUUCCCUCUUCCCAGCCCAUGAUGUACAUGUGAUUAAAGUUGGGAGGUUCCUCCAAGUGCCCCAGAGCUGUGUGGGAUAGCCUUUCAACGCAGCCAAGUCCAGUGGUUGUUUACAAAGAAAUUGAAUGUUAGUCAUUUUGACUCUAGUGUUGCUGCUAUUUGUCUGCUAUGGAAUGGUAUUUUCCCUUUUGCUUUACUCCAUCUAAGUCAAAGCUACAGUGAGUCAGAGAGCUGAUCUUUAGCGUUUGUGUCAAAUGUGUCCCUUUUUUUUUUUUUUUUAAAACAUUCAAUGUAUGUUUCACUUUCUUUUACUUAGAAUUACUCGGUUCGAGUUUUGCUGUCUUGUAAGUUGAUAUUUAUGUUUGAUUAUUUGUUCAAUUUGUAGUUGAUGAUUUUUGCAAAUAAAAUUCAAUUAUCAAAUUU
Sphaeramia orbicularis (orbiculate cardinalfish) is the source of this 7095-nucleotide messenger RNA. It is a transcript of the gene cep170ba, whose product is annotated as centrosomal protein 170Ba. NCBI's taxonomy places the organism in Eukaryota, Metazoa, Chordata, Actinopteri, Kurtiformes, Apogonidae. The coding region runs from base 242 to 5116 and encodes 1624 amino acids. The record is from RefSeq and is a predicted model, not a curated record. The transcript has 19 exons. Gene Ontology annotation, molecular function: protein binding.